AUGCCGCUCUCCGCCUCUACGCGCGGGCUAAAGUUCAUGAAUCGCGCGCAACCCACUGCGCCCGUCGCUCCCGCCUCCUCGGCACCCGUUCCGAGCGCAGCGAAGAGCUCGAAGGCUGCAGAGACAUCCAAGGCUGGUGUGUCGAGGCAGAACGGGGCGGGAAAAGCUGGGAAUGUGAAGGAGGAGGCGCGGACUGAUGAGGUGAAGAAGGGGGACGAGGAGGGCUGGGCUGGACGAAGGGUCGUAGGAUCCAGCGGCCGCCCAACGAUCAUCCAAGAAUCCUCCCUCCUCUCCUUCCCCAUGCUUUCGACGCUCUCCAGCAAGAGAUCCACAACUACGACUACGUUCGCGAGUGCAUCGGCUACUUACUCGUCGAUGCCGCUCACUUCGUCGACUGUUUCGGGUCGGAGGAGCUACGGAGGCGCGAACGUCGAGAUUGAGAAACUGAACGACCCCUCCUCACACCAACCCACCGACUCCCCCUCCACCUCGUCCUCGACCAAACCGCGCCGCUCAAAAGCGGACCGCGCAUCCGCAAUCGUCCCCGGAGAGGAUGAGGGAGGGAAGAAGAGGCGGAAGACGGAGGAUGAGGACGAGUUGCGCGCUGGUGGGCUGAGGUGGGAUGACGAUAGUGGGGCGACGGAUGGGAAGAGCGGGAAGAAGCAGGGAGGGUUUGCGCGUCCUGCUGGAUUUGAGGGAGUCAAGAAGGGCGACGCGGCGAAGGGGAAGGGACGCGCGAGGCAGGGGGACUUGAUGGACGCCGAGGGGUCAUUCAAGUGGGCGAAGAAGGGCGAGAUGCGCGAGUGGGACGAGGGCAAGGGCGAUUCGAGCGAAGGGGAAGACGAGGACCUCCUCGACAUGAGCGGAGACGACACCGGCACGGACGAGGACGAGGAGGACGCGAGCGAGGUGGAGGAGAUGCUGGUUCAGGCGUCGGCGUCGAAGCAGGACAAGCAGCGGCAGGGGAAGACGCGGCAGGAGCGGGACAAGCGGCGGCAGGAGGUUGAGCGGGCGGUCGAGCGGGAGGAGGCGCGGCGGCAGUUUGGCGGUGCGGGUGGGUCGAAGAAGGCCAAUUCGAGGCGGUAG
Messenger RNA from Rhodotorula toruloides NP11, 1086 nucleotides. RefSeq lists its product as uncharacterized. The coding region runs from base 1 to 1086 and encodes 361 amino acids. The transcript is spliced from 4 exons. Lineage: Eukaryota; Fungi; Basidiomycota; Microbotryomycetes; Sporidiobolales; Sporidiobolaceae. The record is from RefSeq and is a predicted model, not a curated record.